AUGGCGCUUACGGUCUCCACUAAGCGAUUACCGCGUUGUCGAUUUCCAUUCGGCAUUGGUCGCACCGAAACCGCAGGUGCAGUUAUCGUCGCUAGCAUGCUGCUCUUCGGCGCUGUGACGCUUCUUUUCACUUCAAUGCAAGAGUGUACUCGAGAGCUUCUGAAAUUGAUAAACCCCAAUGGCGAGUCUUCGGCCGCCUCUACGGGAGCGCACAGUCACAACGAGCAUGUCCCCAACCACCAUCAGCACCACGGGAACGCCAUGGGUGGCCACCCCCACGAGCAUGCACACCACAGUCACUCACAUUACCAGGUAGCGCAGACGGAUGAAAUGGGGCGUGUGACGAUAAUGUGGACGAUGGUGGCAUUAGCUGCUGCUUCUGUCGUUUGCAAAGAGGCUCUCUUCCGCUGGACAAAACGUGUGGGAGAGCGAGCAGGGUCACGAGUUGUCGUGGCAAACGCAUACCACCACCGGGCCGAUGCAUGGUCCGGCGCCAUCGCCCUGGUGGGUGUAGCCGGGCAAUGCAUUGGAAUGCCGGGGAUCGACGGUCUGGCAGGACUCUUUGUUUCCGCCAGCAUUUGCCAAAUCGGUUACGCUUUAAUGCGCGACAGUGUGUUGGAGUUCUUCGACUUCCAGCGUGCAGAGGAGGUGGCAGCAGUGCGCCGGGUGCUACAAGAUUACAACAAGUUGCAUCUUGUCAAUGUUUUUCUUAUUCGGCACGGGCACUCAUACGCCCUUCACGUCACACUGCUCACGGAAAUGGACACCGCCGCGAUGGUACUCGCCAGAACCUCCAAUGAGCUGACAACACUUGCGCAAAGGAGUGUUCGAGUGGCCGACACCUUCACAACUAUAGCCCCAUGCGACCGCGGAAGUGAAGAAUCUCUGAGCAACAUACUGAGGCUUGUCGAAGAGUUUCACGGGUUGCAGCCCAUUCCAUUUGACUGGGGAACAAGGCGGAUUUCCCUGCCACAGACAAUAGAUGAGGAGUGCAUGAGAGAUGUGAAAUCUAUUGCCGCUUUCUUCGAACUGGAAAUAGACAUCGUUGCGGGGGAAAACGAUUUCAAAGGGACUGCUCAUCCUUCAGUGGGUUGUUGUUGA
This is a messenger RNA of Trypanosoma brucei brucei TREU927, 1101 nucleotides long. Its product is annotated as cation transporter, putative. Gene Ontology annotation, biological process: transmembrane transport; monoatomic cation transport. The coding region runs from base 1 to 1101 and encodes 366 amino acids. The record is from RefSeq and is a predicted model, not a curated record. The transcript has a single exon. Lineage: Eukaryota; Euglenozoa; Kinetoplastea; Trypanosomatida; Trypanosomatidae. Gene Ontology annotation, cellular component: membrane. Gene Ontology annotation, molecular function: monoatomic cation transmembrane transporter activity.